AUGGCGGUGUCAGCCGCUGUGUUAUGGUCCACUUCAAACCUUUGUUUGUUUCUCUUAUAUUCUGCCGUAACUACACACGAAAAUACAACAAGCUACAGCUUGAAUACGACAUAUUGUGACCAGAACGUAACAAAUAAUGUUACGGACAAUUAUACAACCACACAGCCUACAGACUUUGACUCGACAACCCCAACAACACCGAGAUACAGCAGAACAGAGGAGCCCAUUCAGCCGACAUUGCCCGCUGAGCCCCUGCCCGUCUCCGGCCGCCUGCUCACUCCUGUCACUAAAGUUGGCAGCUUGUGUCCCUGUGACAAGCACAAGGAUGUGUGUGACAUCAACUGUUGCUGUGACAGAGCAUGUAGUGAGGAGGUUGCGCUGUUCACCGGCUGCUCAGUGGACACUGUCAGUGGGAAAAAGCAGCUGUGCAGCAAUGAUGUAGCGACUUACUCUUUAGGGAGCACGAUUGAUGGCUACUCAGAGCUACAGUCAUCUGUUCGGAAGGAGACUAAUUACGACGUCUUCUGCAUUCAGUCACAGAACCGUGUUGAUGGAUUAUCUCACCCCUCUCCUGCUCUUCCAACUGACAGCAACUUUGACUCACUCGUCAAAGAAUUCACCAGCUUUAUAUUUGGCUCAGAGGAGAACGGUGGUCCGGUGACCCCUGCAGAGCUCCAGGCCUUGUCUGGAUACCAGUGGGGAGAUGUGAUGGUGACAGCGGGAGAGAGUGGACAGAGAGGGAUGUUCUGGCUGCCAGCUCCUUGUGUCACUGCGGACUGUGUGGACACCAGUCCUGCAGCGUUCUUAAAGGAUCAGAGCAGUCGAUGUUCUCGGCAUGUGGUUCUGAAGCAGGACUGUGGAUCUCUGCUUGCCCUCAAUAUGAACACCUACACCGACAUCCGGCUCUUUGCUGGGAAGACUCAAGAUGCAGCACUUGUUCCUGUAGAGGUGGUGUCAGUCAUCCUGCAGUCUGUUGAUGGGACUCAGACAGAGUUGAUGAUCAGUGGUGGAGAAAACCUCAACCCUGUUCUCCUGAACCCGACCGUCUGUGCUAAUGUGGUGCUGAAGGUUGCUUAUAUGACUAAGUACAACCCAGCUGGUGAGAUAGUGAAUGUGACGGUGUCUCUGGUACUUGGAUUUGUCCGUGAAGCAGCACUGUCCCUGGAACAGGAGUUUCACAUCACAUUUUUCCAGGAGGACGAGGCGGCCAUCCACUGCAGUGGAAAUCCAGGUUAUGUGGUUGGACUACCUCUUGUUUCUGGAACAAGAACAGCAGAAGGGAUCGCUCGAAGCGUCGACCCCAGAGACACAGUAUCUCUUCUCCACAGUGCUGAGGACCAGGACUGUCUGCAGGGACCACAUAAGCGCUCCCCUGUCCUGUUCGGUCUGGACUCUGUGUCCGGCUGCACAUUAAGACUGAAGGAUGCUGCCAACUGCUCCCUGGUCCUUCAGGUGCUUUUGGAUGUUUUGAGAGGACCAAACCAUGCCAAUUUUGUGGCAUCUUUUGGAAACUCCCCACUAGACUAUCCCCUGGACUGGGUGCCGAUCGAGAGCAACUUUAAUCCUGUGGAAGCACAGAGUUGCAGCAUCCCACUGUCGCUGCACUUACAAAUUGAAUGGACUAAAUAUGGAUUGUUGAUGAACCCCCAAGCUCAGAUAGUGAGCAUCAAAGAAGUGAUCCGAACCAACACCACCAGUUUGGACAUGUUGUCUGGAGGAAGCAGCAUCCUGUCAAUUAGGAGUUCAGUGGCCUUUGUACCAGUUUCUGCUGCUGCUCUUCCUGGUUACAGAGCCACACCCACCAUCAAUGCCAAAUUGCCCUUUGAUUUCUUUUUCCCUUUUGUCUGAACACAGAACACGCAUGGAAAAAGGGAAGAAAAGUUCAUGUUCCCUCUUUUGUCCGAACAGUCCACAUGGAUUUAUGUAUGAUCUAUGUGUUCCUGUAUAUUG
Molecule: messenger RNA, 1950 nt
Organism: Anarrhichthys ocellatus (wolf-eel)
Lineage: Eukaryota; Metazoa; Chordata; Actinopteri; Perciformes; Anarhichadidae
Gene: tctn1
Product: tectonic family member 1
Exons: 14
Coding region: 1-1848 (615 amino acids)
Biological process (GO): cilium assembly; protein localization to ciliary transition zone
Cellular component (GO): MKS complex
Source: RefSeq, a predicted model, not a curated record